Messenger RNA from Bactrocera latifrons, 1392 nucleotides. It is a transcript of the gene Tsp97E, whose product is annotated as tetraspanin-13. NCBI's taxonomy places the organism in Eukaryota, Metazoa, Arthropoda, Insecta, Diptera, Tephritidae. Gene Ontology annotation, cellular component: membrane. The record is from RefSeq and is a predicted model, not a curated record.
GUACGCCAUUGCAACGGCAACCCUGGAUAACAGAUGUAUAUGAAAUGCAACAAUCGGAAUGGAACACUAAGAAAAUUUGGAAAAUGCAAAGCAAGUGUAUAAUAAAGCAAAAUCAAGUAAAGAGCAGCUGGUAUCCGAUUUAUAGUUAAGUUAGCGCAGAAAGUUAAAAAAAUAUAUAAAAACGUUGAAGUGAAAUUUUUUAAGAAGUGUAAGUAAGGUUAUAUAGCAGCUGGKGUUAAAAUGUGUGGAGGUUUUACUUGUUCGAAGAAUGCGCUAAUUGCGCUGAAUAUUUUGUAUGUGAUGGUUGGAUUCCUGUUAAUUGGCGUUGGCGUCUAUGCGCGUGCAGCUUCCAUUGUCACAAAUCUGCCAAUUGUGGGUGGUAUUUUAGCCUGUGGCGUGAUAUUGAUAUUAAUAUCAAUUCUCGGACUGGUCGGUGCUGUGAAGCAUCAUCAAGUCAUGCUGUUUUUCUACAUGAUCAUUCUCUUYAUGCUCUUCCUCAUUCAAUUCUCCAUUGCCAGCUCUUGCUUGGCUGUCAAUUCGGAGCAGCAAAAAGAGUUCGCUGAGGAGGGUUGGAAUAAUGUACCAGAUUCAAUGCGCAUGCAAGUUCAGGAUACAUUUACUUGCUGUGGCUUUAAUUCGACACACACAGGCACAUCAUGCGAAGCAGUCACCAAGAAAUGUUGUCCAGAUUAUGUGGACAAUUGCGCUUGCCYACCAUGUCUACCCGCUUUGGAGGAUAAGAUCAGUUAUGCAUUUAAAUUGUGCGGCGGUUUGGGUAUUUUCUUCAGUUUCACUGAGGUACUGGCAGUCUUCUUGGCGCGUCGCUAUCGCAAUCAACAUGAUCCACACUAUCUAGAACCGCGCGCAAUUUUCCCACACAAUUACCAGUAUUAGUGAAAAGGCAUGAAAUCAGUUUGAAAAGAAAGCAGUUAGCGCAAAAUAUUUACUUAAAUUAAGCUUUAAUUUGCGCAGACGAGCAUAGUUUGGCUUGGAACCGAUUGAGUGGAAACGAACAAAUCACAAAACAUAUUAUUUUUCGAACAUCAUUUUUAGUCGCAAUUUAUUAGUUUGCAUUUAAAAAACUCCAAUUAUUUUUUUAUACUUAUUUUGGUUGUAAUUUUUGUGUUCAAUUUUCACUUGCAUUCAAGUAGUCAAAUUUUGUUUUAAUUAAGUUUAUAUAAACUACAUUUGAUUCUAUAAUAUUCUAGUGAUUUUUAAUAACUAAUGCAAAUUGUCUUUACUUUUGUUUACAAUUUGUUUAAUUUAGUUGACUCUUUGAGAUUAUUAUUUUUUAAAUAAAGUAUAUAAUUUUAAUAGCAUAGUUGUAAUUUUGUGUAUAGGUUGCUAAAAAAUAAAAAUAUUACUUGUACACAUAUACAUACAUAUAUAAUA